AUGUACACGGCUCUCCCUUACUCUCUCUCUCUCUAUCUCUCUCCUCCCUUACUCACUCUCCCUCUCUCUAUCCCUAUCUCCCUCUCUUUCUCUUUCUCCUCUCUCUGUCCCUUACUCUCUCUCCUUCUCUCCCUUUCUCUCUACCUUACUCUCUCUCCUCUCUCUCUCCCUAUCUCUCUCUCUCUCUCCCUCUCUCCCUUACUCUCUCUCCUCUCUCCUUAUAUCCCUCUCUCUCUCUCUCUCCCUCUCUCCCUCUCUCUCCCCUUUCUCCCUCUCUCUCUCUCCCCUCUCCCUCUCUCUCUCUCUCUCUCUCUCUCCCUCUCUCCCUCUCUCUUUUCUCCCUUACUCUCUCUCUCCCUAUCUCCCUCUCUCUCUUCCUCUCUCUCUCUUUACCUCUCUCUCCCUCUCUCCCACUCUCUCUUUCUCCCUUACUCUCUCUCUCCCCUAACUCUCUACCUCUCUCUCUAUCUCUCUCCCUCUCUCUUCCUCUCUUUCUCCCUUACUCUCUCUCCCUCUCUCUCUCUCUCUCUCCCUCUCUCUCUUUCUCCUCUCCCUCUCUCUCUCUCCUUACUCUCUCUCUCCCUCUCUCUUUCCCUCUCUCCCCUUAAUCUCUCUCCCUCUCUCUCCCUCUCCUCUCCUCUCCCUCUCUCUCCCUCUCUCUCUCCCUCCCUCUCUCCCUCUCUUUCUCCCCUCUCUUUCUCCCUCUCUCUCCUUACUCUUUCUCCUCUCUUUCUCCCUCUCUCUCUCCUUACUCUCUCUCCUCUCUUUCUCUCUCUUCCUUACUCUCUCUCUCUCUCUCUCUUCUCUCUCUCUCUCCUUAUCUUUCUCUAUCAUUUUCCCUCUCCCGCUUACACUCCUGUAUCUUUCUAUAUCCCUUUCUGCCUCCCUCAAUCACCCUCUCUCUUUCUCAUUUCUUUCUAUCUUCCUUCUACUCCCCCCUUUCUCUAUCUCAUGCGCACUUUUCUCUCUCGCGCGCCCACUCUCUCAGUUCUCUCUAUCUGUUAG
Molecule: messenger RNA, 1005 nt
Organism: Acanthosepion pharaonis
Lineage: Eukaryota; Metazoa; Mollusca; Cephalopoda; Sepiida; Sepiidae
Source: the annotation of a GenBank genome assembly